Molecule: messenger RNA, 885 nt
Organism: Pungitius pungitius (ninespine stickleback)
Lineage: Eukaryota; Metazoa; Chordata; Actinopteri; Perciformes; Gasterosteidae
Exons: 1
Coding region: 1-885 (294 amino acids)
Source: RefSeq, a predicted model, not a curated record
AUGACUGCAGCUGCGGUGCAGAUAAAAGACCAGGAGUCCACCAGGAGUCCACAAGGAGUCCACCAGGAGCCCACCAGGAGUCCACCAGGAGUCCACAAGGAGUCCACCAGGAGCCCACCAGGAGUCCACCAGGAGUCCACCAGGAGUCCACCAGGAGCCCUCCAGGAGCCCACAAGGAGUCCACCAGGAGUCCACCAGGAGUCCACCAGGAGUCCACCAGGAGCCCUCCAGGAGCCCACAAGGAGUCCACCAGGAGUCCACCAGGAGUCCACCAGGAGUCCACAUGGAGUCCACCAGGAGUCCACCAGGAGCCCUCCAGGAGUCCACAAGGAGUCCACCAGGAGCCCACCAGGAGCCCACCAGGAGCCCACCAGGAGUCCACAAGGAGUCCACCAGGAGCACACCAGGAGCCCACCAGGAGCCCACCAGGAGCCCACCAGGAGUCCACAAGGAGUCCACCAGGAGCCCACCAGGAGCCCACCAGGAGCCCACCAGGAGUCCACAAGGAGUCCACCAGGAGCACACCAGGAGCCCACCAGGAGCCCACCAGGAGCCCACCAGGAGUCCACAAGGAGUCCACCAGGAGCCCACCAGGAGCCCACCAGGAGCCCACCAGGAGCCCACAAGGAGCCCACCAGGAGUCCACCAGGAGCCCACCAGGAGUCCACAAGGAGUCCACCAGGAGCACACCAGGAGCCCACCAGGAGCCCACCAGGAGCCCACCAGGAGUCCACAAGGAGUCCACCAGGAGCCCACCAGGAGCCCACCAGGAGCCCACCAGGAGUCCACCAGGAGUCCCCAAGGAGUCCACCAGGAGCACACCAGGAGCCCACCAGGAGCCCACCAGGAGCCCACCAGGAGCCCACCAGGCCUCCUGCUGGCUGA